This is a messenger RNA of Alnus glutinosa, 2549 nucleotides long. RefSeq names its product probable RNA helicase SDE3. The record is from RefSeq and is a predicted model, not a curated record. Lineage: Eukaryota; Viridiplantae; Streptophyta; Magnoliopsida; Fagales; Betulaceae. Gene Ontology annotation, molecular function: miRNA binding. Bases 178 to 2382 code for a protein of 734 amino acids. The transcript has 5 exons.
AAUGCGCAUUUCAGCCAUUGGCUGAUGACCGCCAGAGAAUCAAAGUUCUCUUCGCUCUUAUCUUCGUACAUCAGUAUCGUUGGCUGAAGAAGACGCAGAAAGUAUAAAGAAAUUUUUUUACUCUGACUGGGGCUUGAAAGAACAAGAAUUGACACUCACUCCGGAUAAAAGGACGAUAUGGAUCUUAUUGUAGGAGUCUUUCGACGCAUCUUUGGUUCCCAAGACGAACGUCGUGAUGACAAUGAUGAUCAUAACGUUCGGAACAGGAAUCCGGUACACGAAAAUCUUCGAGCGAAUACAACAACCGCACCCAAUUUUCCAAGGGCACGGGUGACGCCGAGUAUUCCAUUUUAUCAACCAAAUGUUGGCGAUUCACCUACAACUAAUCCACAACAUAGUCAGAGGAAGCCAUUGGAAAGAACUAAUGACCUUCAUCAGAAUUCAACAAGUCGUUCUAGUCCAUUGCCACCUACAUAUCCUUAUAGACCACCUCAAUCUUCAUCUAAACCACCCCAAUAUUAUUCUACUCCAUCUCCUUCAUCCUCUAAAUCCGCAACAUCUUCAUCUAAACCGCCUCCAUCUUUCCCCAAUGCAUUGUCAUCUUCCUCCAAACCACACCAGUCUAUAUCAAAACUGUCUCCAGCUUCGUCUUCCCUUAAAGACCCAACGUAUUCUUCUAAAUCUUUUGCAUCUUCAUCUAAUCUGCCUCCCUCUUCUUUUAGUCCAUCUUCUAAAUCGUUUGCAUCUUCCCCCAACACCCCUAACCCCCCACCAGAUUCUUCUCCAACUUACUCUAAGCCACAUCCAUCUUCACCUUCACUAGCCCCAUCUUCAUCUAAGCCACUCCAGUCAUCCCCGAAACCCGUGUCUUCACAUAAACCAUCUCUAUCUUCCCCUAAAGGACUUCCAUCUUCCUCUGGACCAUCGGCAUUUCCCCACAAUGGAACUCCUCCUUCCUCUUCACAAACUCCGGCCUUUAAGCCGAUUCUUUAUAUGGCUCCAUCUGAUGUAGUAAAUGAAGAAAGUAAGAUGAGUUAUGUAUUGGGAAAAGGUACAUCACCUAUAUAUGCAAUUCCUGAGGAUAUCAAAGAUCUAAUCAAGAAAGACAUCGUGCCUACAGUUCUAAAGCAGCCUUUGUCUCCUUCAACUUAUAAGCGUUACUUUGCUGCUCUGUUAUAUGCCGAGGAUUACUACCUGGAGAAAUGGAGUAAUUUCCAAUUGAAGAACGUGAUUUUGGAGUUGCAUGAAGCAGAAAUUAUAAAAAGGUCAAACCAGCACAAAUAUUAUAACAGAAGUGUUGAGAAGGAUGAUAAAAUCUUUGUGGUAUUUAAGUUUGAUUCCAUUCCUGAGAAGCGGCCAUUCCUUUUAUCAAGAGACUUGGUCUAUGCACGACCUUCGGGUAAAAAUGUCGAGCCGUUUCGGGGUGUCAUCUAUCGCGUGGUGAAGAGCACUCAUGUACUAGUCGAAUUUGGAGAUGAUUUCCAUUCACAGCAUCAUUCGACCGGCAAAUAUGACAUUAGCUUCUCAUUCAACAGAGUCUGUCUAAAAAGGGCUCACCAGGCAGUUGAAGCUGCAUCAGAUCCUUUGUUCCAGAACAUCCUCUUUCCUGACUGCAUCUCCCGAGAGAACAUCCUUAACCCACCAGCUCAGUUGUCUGCCUAUCGGGAGCUUGGUAUAGAUGAGUUUGCUGCCGUUCAUCACAUUUUAAGCUUUCGCGGCUCCCCACCUUAUCUUCUUGGGGGCUCACUCAGUGUAACUAGAGCAGGUAAGUCUGUAACUGAAGAAACCAGAUCAGUAUCAAGAACUGGAGUGGUUGUUCGAGAAGCAGUAUUUGAAGCAUAUAAAACCUCCCCAAAUAAUCGAAUUCUUGUAUGUGCUCCUAUAAACAGCACAUGUGACGUGUUGAACAGAAGUCUGAAGAAGAAGAUCCCAGAGUCGGAUAUGUUUCGAGCCAACGCCGCAUUUCGAGAGAUAGACGGGGUUCCUACUGACAUUCUUAGCUCAUGUCCUAUUGAAGGGGAAUGUUUUGCUUGUCCUUCACUCCCGCAACUUCAGAGAUUCAGGAUAAUUCUCUCGACUUUUGUGAGUAGCUUUCGAUUGCACAAUGAAGGCAUAGCUGCCGGACAUUUUAGUCAUAUUUUUCUAGUGGAUGCCUCAUCAGCCACGGAGCCGGAGGUAAUGGUAGCUUUGUCUAAUUUUGCUGACGAUAAUACAGCAGUUAUAGUUACGGGUGCACCCAGAGACCAUUCAGGUUGGGUCCGCUCUGAAGUGGGUAGGAAAUAUGGAUUGAGGAAGUCAUAUUUUGAAAGACUUCAUGAACUCAGGCCAUAUAGGAGCACCAAUCCAAAGUUCAUCACAAAGCUAGAUGCCUUCGGCCGAUAGUCAGGUACGUACUGUUCUUGUGUGAACAGCAAUAUGCACUUGUGUACCUACAUCCUCUCAUCUUCCUUGCCGUCUACUUGUGUCUUUUGUUUCUGCUUCGCCAUCCAAGCUGUAUGUAUAUUCUAUAACUUCUAACUGCUAAGAACUCCUAUGCUUGUUGGUUUUUA